Penicillium angulare is the source of this 180-nucleotide messenger RNA. RefSeq lists its product as uncharacterized. Bases 1 to 180 code for a protein of 59 amino acids. The record is from RefSeq and is a predicted model, not a curated record. Lineage: Eukaryota; Fungi; Ascomycota; Eurotiomycetes; Eurotiales; Aspergillaceae. The transcript has a single exon.
AUGGCGCGGGGUGAAAAAAGUGAGGACAGGGAAGCUUUCAGAGCUCUGUUGUUCCAGAAGGCGGAACGCGAUCAAAAAUCCCGGGCGGUCAUCGGCGGUUCUGCCGCUCCACAAACAACUUUCGACAGGCGCGACAACACAGCAUCUCAUCUUUCUUUGAUGUGGACGAUGGCAUAUUGA